AUGGCUCGUCGCCGUGGUGGUCCACCUGCAAAUACUCUCAGUCCUCCCGACGUGACGUUUCCAGGUGCUGGUACCAGUACAUCCCCCCCAGGCUCGCACUCUCCUCGUUCCGUCUCGCCUUCUGGUAGCUUCACACAGUUCCUCUCAAAACCCACGAAAUGGUUCAACCGCUCGAACUCUGCUAACACAAGCAGGACUUCAAUAAGCUCGAAUGAGCCAAGGGCCAGCACCAGCUCAAUCGGCCGCAAGCCCAAGAUAUCUCAUCCCACGGACCCUCGCCCGAUCUUGGAGAACUUGGGUCUAUUGCCGGAUAAGAGUGUGCAUGCAGGCAGCAGAUCCGUACUAGACUUGUCGCUCGCUAGCAAUUCGAUUGCCGCUGAUGACCACAUCAGAGUCCAUUCUUCUCGGACGCCUUCAUCGCCAUCACAGCCUGUAUUUUCCAGAGGACUUGGCGAUUUACGCAGUAUUUCCCGAAAACCGUGGUCCAAGUCUGCUGAUGACCUCGGCAAACUCUCUUCCCAAAUCUCAUCUCCUGUUCUGACGCCUAUUGAUACGACCUUUCAUGACAAGAUUGAUCAUUACAGGAAUAACCACGGAGGCAGCAUUGGCAGUAUGGCCAAUACGCAGUUUCCGUCCGGACCUGUACUAUCCAUGCAGAAGACUAUCCCCUUCCCCGUCAUAUCUCAACCCGAGACAGAGUCUCUGUCUCCUUCCCCGUCCCAACAACUCAGCAUCCAACUUUCCCCGCCUGCUGCCAACCCUUCAGGGACUGCUCUUACGCCUGUUGUCUCGAACACUAGCUCCCAUGUUCACUCGCGCUCACAUUCCUUCACGCCGCGACUGGCUUCGAAGCUUUCUUCCCCGAAGCUGAAUCUUCAGCCACCACCUAGCCCGAAGCGAAAGGGGUCUGGCUCCUCUGAUCGUCAAAUGGAAAAGGAGAAAGAGAAGAAACCUUCAGGAACGAGCGGAGGAUAUGGCUCUUCUCGCUCACCUUUCCCGUUGAAGCUCGGUAGCGGUGGAGGCAGUAAGGCUAUGUCUCCAGUUGCUGCGACGAUGGCUGAAGCCAUGGGUCAACCUCCAUCUCCCAUUGCUCUUACUCCUCCCAGGAUUGUCGAACCUGAGCCUGAACAGGAUUCAAAGAACGAGAAGCGGACGUCUCAGGUUGUGUAUCAUUCCGGUUUCGCCAACCGACUCAUAGACUUCUCUCCUGUCGCGAUGAACAUUCGCGCAACACACUCGUAUAUGCAUGGUGGUAGUGUGUCGACACUGUCGAAGGGAUGGAAACCGUACAAACUGGUGUUGAAGGGAUCCAAACUUUACUUCUAUAAACCUCCGAGCGAUCGAAGUGCCGCCGUGAAGGACCUGUUCCCUACGGAGCUGAUAACAGUCCUCGAGGAAGAGGGACUCAUAGACGGAGAUGUGAGCGAUUUGUUAGGCGACGAGAUGAAUGAGACCCAGGCUGGGAGAGGAGGAAAGGGAAGGGAUGACAUGCGGAGACGAAGAGCAUAUUGGGGCAGAGAUACCCAUCCUGCAUUGUUAACAGGCAGUACUGGUGUCGAGCAAGGCACGUUCGAGGCCCUCGUCCAUGAAAUGGUCUUUGCGACGACUUUCGCACACUCAUCUCCACCGACAUCGGACACCACGAGUUGUGUUCCUGAAAGACAGGCAGGUGUUCCAGGUACCGACAGAUCCAGCACGCCUGCUCAGAUCGAAGGGAUAGCCGCAGAAACGCCUCCAUCACGCUAUGAUCCGGGCUGGUGGGAUUUCGCGUCCACAGUGCUGCUCAGUUUACCGGUUUUGGUUGGCCGGGGGAAAUUCGAGGGGGAAUUCACUCGAUGCUGUGCCUAUCUGAUCAGCGGGGCUACUGAAGCCAUGAGAGUGGAGGAGAGCGGGAGAGUACGUUUGCUUGCGAGUCAAUAUCUCAACUAUCACGGCAACGCUUUGAAUCGCGACUCUUGGGAGGCGUGGCGUAUGGAGACCAUUCCAGACUUCCCUGCGGAUUACGAAGUGGCUUCGCGACUUGCAGGUCUUUCACAAACCUCUUCAAUGCAGGCCUUGUAUACGCCGAGUCCCCAACUCGACUCGACGUCUGCGGGUCAGUCUGACUUCUCUCCAGAUCUUGACGCUUUCUCCCCGCGACCAGAUGCCACUAGCAAAAUGAUGUCUAUCGUCGAAGCGCUAGGCGAGUCGCCGUCUUUGGCACAUCUCACUCAACGGCCCCAGCCAAGUUCCUCUUUCUCAGAAUUCCGCAGUACAUUGGAUAGAGAUGGCCUGACGCGUGACGUUCUCGUUCGACUAGACACGCAGCUACUCGCUCGAAGCCUGUCGGUCUUCCACCUCAGGGCACUCAGCCAAGUUCCUAGCGAUUUCACGGCGGAGCUGUGUUUCGGGCUGAAUGGCGCGCAAAAUGCCGACGAACCUGAGUCCGAGUCCUCCGUGGAUAGUCCGCCCACUGGAUUGAGUCAUUUCCUUGGAAACGAUGAAGAUCCCCAUUGGCUCACCAAGAUGAUACUGUUCCAAGUGUUAGUUCCCGAGUCUGGUAUCCACAGUGCAGCACCGGCCGCAUCCUCGCACUUAUCCGACACUCGACAUGCUCCUACUUCUCGCACGCAUACUCGCUCUGAGGUCAUUUCUGCUUGGGCAAGAGUUGGAGAAGUUUGUCGACGCACGGGUGACGAAUGCUCCUGGCGGGCGAUAUUUUCCGCUUUGUGUUCUAGGCCCAUCGCGCGAUUAGAGAAGGUCUGGAGCCGUGUAGAUUCGGAUGCCAUCUCUGUUGUUCAGUCGUGGAUUCAGCUUAAUGAGAAGGGCGAUAGUUUCCAACAGAGCGUAUCAGUCAGCAUUCCUUGGGCAGGUGAAGCACAAUACAAGAUCAGGACAGUUCUGGAGCAAGCACGAUGCAACGACGGAGAGGAGUGGAAAGUCGGUCCGCUUUCAAUCGCUCGCCAGAAGUUCGAGGCGCUCCGCACUACGUUCUCCCUCUGCAUGGGACGGGCGGUCCCAAACCACCAAGGAGAUUUAGAUGGCGUUGAAUCUCUGGCGGCAGUCUGGCGGCGGUCCAGAGACGGCGAAAGUAUCAGUGCUAUGGCUUCGAAGUUUGUUCGAAUCGACCAGUUCAUGUCUUUGUCUCUCGCUGCGGAACCACGACGAAAAGGCUUGUUUGAACCUUUCUAUUGGACUCGUCCCGCCCAGCAACCGUCCCAGACGCUCACUGCUGUGCUCUUCCCCGAACCUCUACCCACAGUAGCGUUUAUCAAUAGGGAUCUGAUAUCGCGUGGUCGUCUCGAGAGUAGCGCUAGUGUAAAUGUGCAAGACUUACAGAAUAUGCGAGAAGUCUGGGCGAACGCUGGGGGGACUAGCACUAUGAGAACGCAGAAGCCAAGAGUAAAUGCCAUCGAUCUUGGCGGAACCAUGCUUCCUGUGUACGAUGGGGAACUUCUUCUUCUGGUCCAGCCGCUUGCAGAGGGCUCAACAUCGUCUCGCCCUCCGUCUAGAGCACCAUCUCGACCGCCUAGUGCGGUAGCAGAGUCGACGUCGUCGGAAAAGCCCCUCAAUCGCAACCCGUCUAUCCGCGUUUCUCCAGGCACUUCUCAUGGUCUUGAUCGCAAGCCAAGCGCACUCCGCCGCAAUUCGCUCCCCUCACUUUCUCAGAGGACCAGUCUUGUAGGCCCCGAAGUGAGUUCCGACAAGCCUCUCCGAGUAGUUGUCCAGGCAGGCACUCUGGACCGCCUAGUUGACGUCCUCGUUCACGGCCUUCAAGGCGUAUCUGUCGCGGUAUCGGACGACAAUGGAGAGAUGCCCCUCACAGAUACUAAGACGAGAGAAGUCAAAGUCGACAUGGACGACUUCUCGAACGUCUGGUGGAAUGGAUAUAGAAGCUUCAUGACCCCACAAAUUUUGUUUGAGUUUUUGCGCAAACGGUAUCUGAGUGCCCGUCUGACUCCCUCGCCAUCGCUUGCUGCCAUUAAUGGGGUUGUCCGCUUACGAUCAGAGGUCCUGGAUACCAUGACUGAAUGGAUGACUCGAGGCAGUGGCGCGCAGGAUGUGCUAGAUGAUCUUCAGCUUUAUAAUUCCUUUCGCGCUUUCCUUAAUCAACCUCUAGACCACGAUCUGACGCAAAUGAUAUCAGCAGAUGACGAGUCUGGCCGCCGCGCUAUAGCAUCCCUUGAUCAAAUUAGGACAGCAUUAUACUCGUCUUUCGUCACCCAAACCUUAAGACCUAGCAGGACAGCUUCGUCUGACUCUACUCUGGAAGGAUCAGAAAAGCGGAACUUUGGCUCCGAGAUUCCAAAUAUCGACGAGAUCGACGCCGAAGAACUCGUCAAGAACAUGGAUGCUAUGGUUUCUGCGGCAUUCCGUAAUGUCAACCAGGAGGACCUCUUUGUGAUUGCAGAUCUACUGGAAGUCCAGUCCGCAGAUCGUACUGGCUGGUUCCUACCAAGAGAGCCUAGUUCCAUCGCGGACGAAGUAGAGAUCCAGUCUAUGAACUCUUAUAUCGUGCAGAUUGAACCGUCGAGCAUGAUCUCAGAGCUCACCCAGGAUUCACUCUAUCGUCUCCUGCCACCCUCCAUUCGAAGUUGUAUUAGAACCUUCGGUAUUUUGCGCAAGUGGUUGAUCUCGAAGCUUGUAGCGCCCAAGAUUGGACUUCAUGCUCGUCAGGUCAGGAUGGAACUAAUGCUUCGUGCCAUUGAGGUUUGCCGUCUGCGGAAUGCAGAAUCUACCUCAACUUCGCUAUCCCUCGCGUCACGUCCAUGCGUCCGAUCUUCGGUGGAAGCAAUCGUCACGUCAGCAGUCCUGAGCGUGGAAAGUCGCCUUCACUAUCGCGCGUGGCAGAAUGUUGCAAUUGCUCGUGGUGUAACUUGUGAAGCAUUGACGUCCCUGUUGAGCAGAUCAGCGAUACGUUCUAUCAGUUCCAGAGGGGUGUUAACGGUGGAUGUAGGCUGGAUUUUCGAGCGUAUGCUAGAAAUAAUCAGCACUCCAGACGUAUUGGAGUCUUCCAACGCGGAAAGUACCGGCCUCGUAAAUUUCGACAAACGCAGAUCUCUACAUACAUUGAUUACGAGCACAUCUAAUUCCAAUACAACCCGUAGGCUUCGACGCCGUCAACUAGAUCGCCGCGAUUAUGAGCGUCUGAAUAGCAUCGAAAAGGAGUCAGCAGCUCUUCAAUUUGAUCUGCGGAGCAUUCGUGAGGAAGCAUAUCGUGAAGCUACGCAGGCCGGACCUCUGGGCUCGAAAAAGAACUAUCGGCCAUUCCAACUUGUAGUCAUGCUUCAACAGGAGAAGAUCAAACGAGAUCGCCAUCUGCGUGAUCGACUUAGCAGGGAGAAGAGGCAAGAGCAAUUACGCAACGACAAGCGAGAGGAAUAUCUGAACAAGGCUAUGAACGUUCGGAAGCAGGUCCCAGUUUCCCAGAAGCAGCAUAGGAACAAAAAGAGCAUGUCAUCUGCGUUCUUCCAAUUCAUGCGACCCAUCUCCAGCGCAUUCUCGUCGGAAAGCCUUUCUUCUCCCGCAAAGCGUACACCUGCAGAGCUGGACUUCAUCCCUAACCACAAGCCCUCUCUCGUUCUGAGCGUCGUGGACGCCAGAGUUGCGCAGUUCGUCAAUACUGAGCGCUCGUUCACCUUCCAGUUGGAUACAGAGGAUGGGGGACACUAUCUUCUCCAGGCGAUCAACAAGCCUGACAUGAAGAAAUGGAUGGAUACGAUUCAACAUGUUUCAAAAGUGACUGCGAAGCGUCGACUGACGUACCUCGGACAGAACUCCAAGAUGCAACUUUCUGAUCAUCUUUUAGGGCAGACCGUCGCAGCGUCAGAAGAUCCAAGAGCAGUGUUCGGAGUUGAGCUGGACAUUCUCCUCCAGCGCGAAGCGGAGAAUGGCGAAGUCCAACCUGGUGCGAUCCCUACAGUACUGGAGCGUUUGAUCUGUGAGGUCGAAAGCCGAGGUCUGACGGAGAUUGGGAUCUAUCGUAUUGCAGGCGCCCAUUCGGAAGUCAACGCAUUCAAGGAUGCACUCAAUCGAGGAGAAUGGCCUAUCACCUCUAAUACCGAUAUACAUGCUGUCUGUGACCUCAUCAAAUCCUGGUUCCGCGUUCUACCUGGAGGAAUCUUCUCGGCGUCCUCGUACAACGAGAUUCUGCAGGCUGUUGCACUCGAUGGUACCGAUCUCUCUGAAAGACUGUCCGGCAUUCGGAAGGUCGUUCAUGCCCUGCCUGGUGCCAAUUUCGAUCUUCUGAAACGUAUUGUAGAGCAUCUCGAGAAAGUUACAGACUACGAGGAAAAUAAUCAGAUGACGGCAGAGUCGCUGGCUACGGUGUUCAGUCCUAACCUUCUCCGCUCACCAAAUAACGAUAUCAGUGUGUUUUUCGCCAACAUGAGCGCAGGUCAUCGGGUUACGAAGCUUCUUAUCGCUCAUUUCCAUAGCAUCUUCGACACCGACAUUGAUCAAGAGGCGGAAGCCGACGUCGAGCCCGACCUUGACGGAGAGCAGGAACCAGAGCAAGACGAGUGCUAUCUAGACGAACCCAUUCCUGAAGAGGACGAAGACGUAGAAUCGGAUGUUCUCGUCGGCGACGAAGAUGAGGAUGAAGACGUGGAAGAUGACAACGAUGCUAAAUCUUCCAACGCUGACGACAGCCUACUCAAGGUCUCUGCGGACCCUCCCGUGCUCGACAUCAAUCUCGGUAGCCCCCACUCUCUCUCAUUCUCUGUGACUUCGUGA
Molecule: messenger RNA, 6714 nt
Organism: Fibroporia radiculosa
Lineage: Eukaryota; Fungi; Basidiomycota; Agaricomycetes; Polyporales; Fibroporiaceae
Exons: 12
Coding region: 1-6714 (2237 amino acids)
Biological process (GO): regulation of GTPase activity; small GTPase-mediated signal transduction
Cellular component (GO): cytoplasm
Molecular function (GO): guanyl-nucleotide exchange factor activity
Source: RefSeq, a predicted model, not a curated record